CAAAGGUCACGUACAAAUCCGCAUGUCAUCAAGGGUAGCACACAACAUUCUUGUUUUGCAGAGUAGCCUAGCCUAGGCGUAGUUUUAAAGAUGUCUGUUGACAAUGUUGCCGAAAAAUACCCAGGUUUACAGCAGUACAGGGUAUGCCAGUCGAAGGCAUUCGUGCAGGGAAUAAUGGGCUGUGGUGUAGGUGCAAGUGCGGGUUUCGCAGGCAGUAUACUAUAUCAUAGUAAAUUUCCCGGAGCCUCUAAACAUACAGCUGUCGUUCUUUCAAUUGCCUGUGGCGUUGCUACCGGGUACAUAAUUGCAUCUGUUGCUACACAGAGAUGUCGAGACAUGUGGGUUGAUAUAGCAAGUGAAAUACAAAGAGUGCCAUCAAGUGAAGAUACUUUUUCAAAUUCUUUUAAACCUUCGUCACAAAACAAGGUCAACGACCUCAGACAAGCAUUGGAAUUAGGACUUGAUUUUAAAGUACAGAAGAAUGAUUAUGAGGACUCUUGAAUCAGCAAACAAAUUGUGGUCCCAAGUAACUACAUUGAUCAGUCAGUACAGUAUUAUAAAAAAUAUUGAUUUUUGUAGAUACGUUUUCAGAAAUUAAUGUUCUGUUAAGAUCUGAUUUGUUGUUUUAUAUGUAAAAAUUGAUGAUGAUAACGAUUAUUGUUAUAAAAAUAUUUUUAUAUAUGUAUAUAUGUGUAUAUUGUUUAAUUGUAGUUAAAUGAUAUUAAUGUUAAUUGUAUAAUUCUGCAAUACAACCUUGCAAUCACUGACAGUAAUUUAAUUUUUACCAUGUUGUUAAAAUGACAAUAAGGGAGUAACCUAUCGUAUCGUAUCAAUACUAAUUUAAUUAAAUUUAGUUAAACUGCCAUUCUCAUCAACUAAAUAAUUAUAUAUAUUUUUCAGUAAAGAUGCUCGGCUAGCAUACUCUAUACAACUGGAAUUACAUCCAGUACAUUUGAAUUGGUAGGUGACCCUAAUGCAGGGCACUCAUUCGUCGUAUGUCCGUCGCACGAUUUUGAGCGAUACGUGACGUCGUCUGGUGAAUUUUGGUGGCAGUCCGAACGGAUCGUCAUUAAAAACAAUCCAUUGUACAUGCGUCGUCGCGUUGCGUUCUUCAUAGAAUCGCGUCGGCCGACGACCGUCGUGAGCAUUGAGUGCCCGGCUGGAUUACAAUUACCAUAAAUCCUCAAAUAAAUGCUGCGGCGCUUAUAUAAUUUUUGGAAAGUAUCAUUAUUGUUUGUCAUUUUUUUGUGUAUCUCUUGUUAUUUUGCCAUUAAUAUUAGAAAAAAACCCUAUUAAUGGCAUAGGAUGGAUACUAUUUAUAGUAUUUAUUUUAAAUAUAUCUGCAGUUGGCAAAACUGCAUAGGUCUUUUCUUCUCAUUUUGCAUUUUUUUAUAUUAACAUACAAACGUAGACAAAUUAAAGCCAUCAUUGACUAUUGUAUUGACACUUGGCAUGGUUUUUACAAUGAUUUGAAUUUACUUUAUGAAAUGAUAAUUUUAAUCUACAUGAAAAAUAUUAGAAAAAAAUCAAUAGCAAUUAUUAGCUCGUAUACAUUGAGUGUGAAUAGAAAAAAAAUGAGUUUACAAUACACAUUUAUGUUUAAAAAUGAA
Molecule: messenger RNA, 1610 nt
Organism: Anneissia japonica
Lineage: Eukaryota; Metazoa; Echinodermata; Crinoidea; Comatulida; Comatulidae
Product: transmembrane protein 141-like
Exons: 4
Coding region: 91-501 (136 amino acids)
Source: RefSeq, a predicted model, not a curated record